GCUAUGGAGGAGGGGUGGUUAAGGUUAUGCGUCAUAGGCGUAUCCACCCUGCUAGCCCUUUGCUUUGUCAAGCUCUUGAGCAAGCCGAAGAAGCGGCUGCCUCCAGGGCCAUGGACGCUCCCCUUCAUCGGCAGCCUCCACCACGUCAUCGGGGGCCUGCCACACCGAAAGAUGAUGGAGAUGUCUCGCCGGCAUGGGCCUCUGAUGCACCUCAUGGUAGGCGAGAUCCCCACCGUGGUCGUCUCCAGCGCGGAGGCGGCAGCGCUGGUGAUGAAGACCAACGACCUGGCGUUUGCAAGCCGUCCGUGCAGCGUGACGCAGGGCAUCGUCGGCCUUGAUGGUGCCGGCCUCGUCUUCGGCACCUACGGAGACCGGUGGCGGCAGAUGCGCAAGAUCUGCGUCGUGGAGCUUAUGGGCCCCAAACAGGCGAGGCGCAUGGACGGCAUCAAGACCAAAGAAGUGGAGCAGCUCCUCCAAUCCCUGGCCGUCGGCGGCGGCGCUACAGUCAACAUGAGCAGCAAACUGUCCGCACUCAGCGUCGACGUCGUGACCCGGGCAGUUUUCGGCGGCACGUUCAAACAACAGGACGAGUACCUGCACGAGCUGAAUAAUAUACUGAAGCUCCUGCGCGGCUUCACCCUCGCGGACCUCUUCCCGUCAUCCCGGCUGAUGCGCUGGCUCAGCAACGGCGAGCGCGACAUGAGGAGGACCAGUGGCUGUAUGAAUCGAAUCAUUGCAAGCGUCAUUGAUGGGCGCAAGGCGGCGCGGGGUGCCAACCAAGGCGCCGCCGGCGACGAGGACCUACUUGACGUGCUACUCAGGCUGCAGCAAGAGGACUCGUUGGCCUUCCCUCUAACACCGGAGAUUAUCGGCGUCGUUAUCUUUGACAUUUUUGCAGCCGCCACUGAUGCCACAGCAAGUGUAUUGGAUUGGACCAUGUCAGAGCUCUCUAGGAACCCUAAAGUUAUGGCUAAGGCACAGUCAGAGGUCCGGGAAGUUCUAGGACAAGAUCGAGGUAUCAUCACAACUACCGACCUCACCGAGCUCUACUAUAUGCGGAUGGUCAUCAAAGAAGUCUUGAGAUUGCAUCCUCCUGGUCCUCUACUCGUUCCAAGAGAGACGAGGGAGAACUGUGAAAUUAUGGGCUAUCACAUUCCUAAGGGCACGAAUGUCCAUGUUAAUGUCUUUGCAAUUUCCCGGGAUCCUAAAUAUUGGGACAAUCCAGAAAAAUUCAAGCCAGAGAGGUUUGAGAAAAAAAAUAUAGAUUAUUAUGGGACAAAUUUUGAAUUCACCCCUUUUGGAGCUGGACGAAGACAAUGCCCUGGGAUGUCGUUUGGCGCCUCGACAGUGGAGAUUGUACUGGCAAAUCUUCUCUACCACUUUAACUGGAUGCUUCCAAACGGGAUAGUUCCAGAGUCGCUAGACAUGUCUGAGAAAUUUGGUAUAACUGCAAGCAGAAAGUGCAACAUAGAGCUGAUUGCUACCCCGUAUCCACAAUCCAAAGCUAUUUCUAUAUAG
Messenger RNA from Lolium rigidum, 1518 nucleotides. RefSeq names its product premnaspirodiene oxygenase-like. The record is from RefSeq and is a predicted model, not a curated record. The transcript has 2 exons. Gene Ontology annotation, molecular function: heme binding; oxidoreductase activity, acting on paired donors, with incorporation or reduction of molecular oxygen; monooxygenase activity. NCBI's taxonomy places the organism in Eukaryota, Viridiplantae, Streptophyta, Magnoliopsida, Poales, Poaceae. Bases 4 to 1518 code for a protein of 504 amino acids.